Messenger RNA from Sabethes cyaneus, 1175 nucleotides. RefSeq names its product histone deacetylase 8-like. Gene Ontology annotation, molecular function: histone deacetylase activity. The record is from RefSeq and is a predicted model, not a curated record. Lineage: Eukaryota; Metazoa; Arthropoda; Insecta; Diptera; Culicidae. The transcript is spliced from 7 exons. Bases 1 to 1128 code for a protein of 375 amino acids.
AUGUCUACCAACGAAAAAGUUUAUAUAACUGGCAAAACUAUUCAUAAGGAAUUGGAAAAGAUAAGUGUAAUAGGAAAACGGAACGAGAUAGUUGAUAAAUUGGUGGAUAGCUAUAAGCUCCUGCGACAUUUCCAAGUGAUAGAUGCUAGCAAGUGCUCCCAUGAAGAUUUGUUAACAUUCCACAGCUCUGAUUAUGUCGAUUGUCUAAAACGAUACAAUGAUGCUGAUCAAGACUGUGAAAUCCCCGAAGAGCUGCAGGAGUAUGGCAUUGCAUACGAUUGUCCUCUUAUUGAAAACAUAUUUGACUUUAUGCGAACGAUAGCUGGAACUAGUUUAGCAGCUGCAAAUUCGAUUUUAGAUGGGGCACGCUUAGCAAUAAAUUGGCAUGGCGGUUGGCAUCACGCUGAGAGAAGCAGUGCAUCUGGGUUUUGUUACGUAAAUGAUAUCGUGAUUGCAAUUCAGCGUCUAAGAACUAAGUUCCAAAAAAUAUUGUAUAUUGAUUUGGAUAUACAUCAUGGUGACGGUGUUGAAAGUGCAUUUUGUUUUAGUGAGUAUAUCAUGACGGUUUCUUUUCAUCAACAUGAACCAGGUUUCUUUCCUGGAACGGGUUUGGUAUCGGAUAUAGGAUACGGCAAAGGCAAAGGAUAUACUGUGAAUGCUCCGUAUUCUAGGAAUAUUUCCGGCUCAAUGUAUCAGUUUUAUUUUAACAAAAUAGCUUCUUUAGCAUACGAUGCAUUUCAACCGCAUGCAUGUGUUGUACAAUGUGGAGGAGAUGUUAUUGCUGGUGACCGUCUAGGUGGAGCCAAUUUGUUGCCGGAUGAUGGAAAAAAAUGUGUUAGAACUAUCAUGAACUGGAAAAUUCCUGCAAUGUUCUUGGGAGGAGGUGGAUAUAACGCUGUCAAUACGGCAAAAUAUUGGACUGAAUUAACGGCUGUAAUUUGUAAUGAGAAGCUCGAUAAUGACAUUCCAGACAACGAUUUUUUCUUGAACUACGGACCAGACUUUGUUCUAAAUAUAUAUCCAACACAAGCAGUUGACAGAAACAACGUUCAUGAAUUGUCUAAAAAUAUAUCAAUCAUAAAAGGAAACUUGGACAGGUAUGUUACCUCCGCAGCAAACAAAAAGUGAGAGAAAAUUGAAGCUAAGACGCAACUCAAAAGAUAAUUAUUAAGACU